UACAGUGAGUGAGUGCAUGACAGGCAGCAGUGUUGAGUGUUGAGUGUUGACCCACCAUACGCCCACUGAUGACGCUUCAAUAACUACACUUGACGACUUCUCUUUCAUCAUAACAUGUCGUCGGACAAUCUUAUUAAUUAUUACGAACCACUAGUAACACAUACACAAACAAUUGCCAUUGCCAUUGCCAUUGGCAGCUGUCACCAGCCCAUCUUCUUCCCUUAUUAUACCUUCUCAUUCCCAAACCUAAAAUCCCUAAAAGCACAACACUCACUGCAACUGCAACUACACCUUACUCACUCGUAGCCCACAUUUUACAGUACUGCCCAAACAAACAAACAAUCAAAUCUCCCCCUCCACCCCAACCCCAUUGCCCCUUCCAUAGACAAAUAAUUAAGUAUGUUGUUUCAUAUCCAGCUAUUCUUCUUCUUCUUCGAUCUAGCCCUCUCCACCCCUCACCACCACCACCGCUCAUCCACCCUCACGUUGCAAUCCGGCGGCGGCCAUGGCGGAAUUGAUACCAACAACCACACUACCCCUUCCUCCGUCGAAUACUUCAACCCGCAGCUGCCGCCCAAAUCACUCGCCGCCUCCAAGAAAUUCGAGGGCUCCUCCAAUCUAGUCGAUCUCCGGUACCACAUGGGCCCCGUUUUGUCCUCUCCGAUCAACGUCUACCUCAUCUGGUACGGAAACUGGCCCUCCGCCCACCAGCAAUUAAUCAAGGAUUUCCUCCUCUCCAUCUCCAUCUCCGCCGCCGCCCCCUCCCCUUCCGUCGCCGACUGGUGGCGCACCGCCUCCCUCUACACCGACCAGACCGGCGCCAACAUCUCCCGCUCCGUCCUCAUCGCCGGCGAGUACUCGGACCGCGCCUACUCCCACGGCGCCGCCCUGACCCGCCUCUCCAUCCAGGAAGUCAUCGCCACCGCCGUCAGAUCCAAGCCCUUCCCUGUCGACCACAAGAACGGGAUCUACCUCAUCCUCACCGCCACCGACGUCACCGUCCAGGACUUCUGCCGCGCCGUCUGCGGCUUCCACUACUUUACAUUCGCGUCCAAGGUGGGCUACACGCUGCCCUACGCCUGGGUCGGCAACUCCGGGAAGCAGUGCCCGGAGGUCUGCGCGUACCCUUUCGCGGUGCCGGGAUACAUGGCGGGCAGCAGCGGCGGGCCGGCGCCGCUGAGGCCGCCGAACGGCGAUGUGGGCGUCGACGGGAUGAUUAGCGUGAUAGGGCACGAAUUGGCGGAGAUGUCGUCGAAUCCGCUGGUGAACGCGUGGUACGCCGGCGAGGAUCCGACGGCGCCGACGGAAAUUGGGGACCUGUGCGAAGGGCUGUACGGCACCGGCGGCGGCGGCGGGUACAUAGGGCAGGUGAUGAGGGACGGCCAUGGGAGGACCUUUAACAUGAAUGGGCGCAAUGGCAGGAAGUUCCUCGUCCAGUGGCUUUGGAGUCCUCUCCUCAAAGCCUGCGCAGGACCUAAUGCCCUAGACUAGCGUAGGGUAUACGGACCCUGCCUCAUUUUCUUACACGCUCAACUCCUACUUUCCUUAAUUUUCUUACAAACACUUCUAAAUAAUCGAUUUAUUAUUAUUAUUAUUAUUAUUAUUAUUUGUAAAUUGGCAGCAGAUGUGGGAAUGGUUUUGCCUAUACUGUUUUUGGAUUGGGAUUCUUAUUUUAGUGGUCAAUGCCAUUAAUUUCAGCAUACCUUUUUCGUGAUUUUGAAAAAUGAACGAGGACAGUGCUUUGCUGUU
This is a messenger RNA of Andrographis paniculata, 1749 nucleotides long. Its product is annotated as protein EXORDIUM-like 5. The coding region runs from base 400 to 1491 and encodes 363 amino acids. The record is from RefSeq and is a predicted model, not a curated record. The transcript has a single exon. Lineage: Eukaryota; Viridiplantae; Streptophyta; Magnoliopsida; Lamiales; Acanthaceae.